AUGCCUCUUCUUGUGCCAUUACGUAAAUAUACUUGUGAACUCACACACACACACUCUCUCUCUUUGAAUUUAGGUGUGUAUAUGUUACAGGCAGUCGAGAGAGAGCUAGAAGAUAUGCAGUGCAACACAAGUAUAGAAGAGUGUUCGGAUGAGGGCGAGAUCACCUUCCCAUCCUUCAGUCCUGAGGUGGACACUCAGAACAGGUUUCUGCCAAGAAGUGAGUUCCCCUCAGUGAGGCAACUGGUCAUCUCCAAGCAAAGAAGCAGACGUAAGAGGGAAAAUAACGUAUUUGUGGGGAAAAUGGAGGACGUGCUCGUGAAGUGGAGACCGCCCGCGUCCUCACAUCGAGGUGCCAUCGAGGCCAUAAACGGCACGCAUCCGUACCAGAUGGACACGCCUCAGUUCCAGUCGAGAAGAUCGGACCCCUUCAGUUCGACGAAAAGAGACGAAUCCGUGCGUUCGAUUGUGGAAUCCUUCACCGACUGGUGGAAGCGCAAUUCCAAGGUGUUCUUCCAUAGCGAAGAGCAUGAAGAGGAGGAAGAGGGUGUGCACUCUGAGGACGGUGCGAGUCGGCACGGCCACGAAUUACAGCUGUUCGAGGAAGAUAUUUUCUCCUUCCACUUGAGCCCCAACGACAUGUCCACCAGAAACAGCGAACACCAAAUACAGACGCCAGUGCUCUUCCCCUACGAAACGCCCACGAGGACAACAGCGAACCCCACGAAACGACAAGCCAUCGACCUCGGGGACGGUGAAGAGCUGACCAUCUAUCGGGAGAUCUACUCAAAUCCGAUUCCUGUUAGCUAUCUAGAUACCUUGAACUUGAACCAAUCGAUGUCUUUGCGACAAAUGCAGCAGCAGCAGCAGCAGCAACAGCAGCAAGCAGAGCCCUCUUCUGCAUGGCAGUACUGCGCGGACUCUAACUGGAUUAAGAUCUUUCUUUGCCACAACGACUAG
Molecule: messenger RNA, 957 nt
Organism: Saccharomyces eubayanus
Lineage: Eukaryota; Fungi; Ascomycota; Saccharomycetes; Saccharomycetales; Saccharomycetaceae
Exons: 1
Coding region: 1-957 (318 amino acids)
Source: RefSeq, a predicted model, not a curated record